Molecule: messenger RNA, 1894 nt
Organism: Meira miltonrushii
Lineage: Eukaryota; Fungi; Basidiomycota; Exobasidiomycetes; Exobasidiales; Brachybasidiaceae
Product: putative pyruvate kinase
Exons: 1
Coding region: 139-1767 (542 amino acids)
Biological process (GO): glycolytic process
Cellular component (GO): cytoplasm
Molecular function (GO): pyruvate kinase activity; potassium ion binding; magnesium ion binding
Source: RefSeq, a predicted model, not a curated record
CCGUUACUUACUUUUUGCUGUAAAGGAGAGAACAACAUCAACUUCAACAUAAGCACACGUUUUCGUAUUCACUGGAAAAACUUUGCAAACCUUCAUUCAUCACUUCCAUCUUGGUAAUCAUCACUUUUGAGCAUCAUCAUGUUGUUCCAACCAGUUGCUAAAUCACAACUAGAAUGGCUUGCAAGCCUCAACCCUCUCGAGCACACAUUUGAUGCUAAUAACAAAUAUUGGCGUAAAACUUCCAUCAUUGCUACAAUUGGACCAAAGACCAACAAUGCAGAAAUGUUAGGUCGCCUACGCAAGGCUGGUAUGAACAUCGUUCGUUUGAACGCCAGUCACGGUGAUCACUCUUACUUCAAAUCUGUCGUCGAAAACGGUCGCAAGGCUGUCUCUGAUGCUGAAGGUCGUCCUUUAGCUUUCGCUUUGGACACAAAAGGUCCUGAAAUGCGUACAGGUGUUAUGGUAAAUGGAGAAGAUGUUAAAAUUCAAAUCGGUCAUGAAUUUUACGUUACAACCGAUGAUCAAUACGCAGACAAAUGCUCAGAGAAAUACCUUUAUAUCGAUUACAAAAACCUUCCAAAGAAGGUCGAAGUCGGUAAAUUGAUUUACGUUGAUGAUGGUAUCCUUUCCCUACAAGUUAUUGCCAUUGAAUCUGACACAAUGGUUAAAGUCAAGGCCGUCAACAAUGGUGUUUUGAGCAACAAAAAGGGUGUCAAUCUUCCACUCACAGAAGUUGAUUUGCCAGCCAUCUCAGAGAAGGACCGCAAGGAUUUGAUCUGGGCCGUCGAAAAUGAUAUGGACAUGAUCUUUGCCUCUUUCAUUCGCCGUGGUAGCGAUGUCCGCACAAUUCGUGAAAUUUUGGGAGAGAAGGGUGCUCAUAUUAAAAUCAUUUCCAAGGUCGAAAACCACCAAGGUGUUAUGAACUUUGACGAAAUUCUCAAAGAAUCUGAUGGUAUCAUGGUUGCUCGUGGUGAUUUGGGUAUCGAAAUUCCUGCUCCUCAAGUCUUCAUGGCACAAAAGAUGAUGAUUGCCAAGUGCAACAUCGCCGGUAAACCAUCUAUUUGCGCAACACAAAUGUUGGAAAGCAUGAUCGUGAACAACCGCCCAACACGUGCAGAAGUGAGCGAUGUUGCCAACGCAGUUCUCGAUGGUGCUGACUGUGUUAUGUUGAGUGGUGAAACUGCAAAGGGUGCUUACCCAAUCGAAGCUGUCAAGAUGAUGGCUGAAACAAGUUUCUUGGCCGAACAAAGUAUCUCAUACAUUCCUUUGUUCAACGAAAUGCGUACAUUGACACAAGUGCCAACAGACACAAGCGAAACAGUUGCAAUGGCAGCCGUUAGUGCAAGUUUGGAACAACAAGCAGGUGCAAUUUUGUUGAUGAGCACAUCCGGUAACACAGCUCGUUUGGUGAGCAAAUACCGUCCAAGAUGCCCAAUCUUGACAGUUACCCGUGAUGAACAUACCGCACGGGAUGUUCACUUGUACCGUGGAUGCUAUCCAUUCUUGUAUCCCUUCGCACGUCCAAGUGAUAACAGCACAUGGCAAGAAGAUGUUGAUAACCGUAUCAAAUACGGUUUGGCUGAAGCUUUGAAACUUGGCAUUCUCGAAAAGGGAGACACAGUUGUUGCAUUGCAAGGAUGGCGCGGUGGUCAAGGAUUCACAAACUCGAUGCGUGUUUUGACCGUCCCUGAUGCAGCAAAGGAUUUCCAAUUGGAAGGAACAGCCGGUGGAAAGAAGAUCAACUCUGGUGCCUCUUUGUUGGGUUAAAAGAGGGCAUACCUUACUAGCCACUUUCUUGUUGUGAAUCGUCAAAAUUUUAUCCCUUGUAUGUGAGACCCAGAACGUUAGAAGUCAAUGAUAUUACAAUGUACCAUCAUCUGUGAGUGAGUGAAAG